This is a messenger RNA of Ichthyophthirius multifiliis, 732 nucleotides long. RefSeq lists its product as hypothetical. Gene Ontology annotation, cellular component: actin cortical patch; F-actin capping protein complex. Lineage: Eukaryota; Ciliophora; Oligohymenophorea; Hymenostomatida. The transcript has 5 exons. Gene Ontology annotation, molecular function: actin filament binding. Gene Ontology annotation, biological process: actin cytoskeleton organization; barbed-end actin filament capping. The record is from RefSeq and is a predicted model, not a curated record.
AUGUCAGACUAGUAAGAAUCUUAACAAUAAUAAAAUUUAUAUGAACUUGAUUAAAAUUAAUAAAAAAUAAUUAAAUAUAUUAUUAAAAACUCUCCAUAUGGUGAAACAUCAGAUUUACUUCAAGAUUUGAAAAAAUUAGUCCCCGAAUUAAAACAUAAUCAAUAAUUGAUUGAUGGCUUAUUAAAAGAGCAUAAUGAGGAGCAUUUGGCGAUAUGCUAUGACUAAAAUAAUUAGAGGUCAAUCGUAUUAUGUCCAAUAUCAUCAAAAGAAGAUUAUUAUAUUGAUUAAAGGCAUUCAUAAAAAGUUUGGGUAGAUCAUUAUACUUUAAAAAUUCUAAGAACUGAAGAUAUAGAAAUUCCUCGUAAUUAAGUUUUAUCUACAUUUAGUAGCGGAGAAUGGAUAUCAGAAUGGAAACUUGAUAGAGAAUAAUUAUAAGGAAAAAUAAGAAUUAAUAGUCAUUUCUUUGAAGAUGGAAAUGUAGCUUUGAAAAAUGUAAAAAAUGUAAUAGAAUCAGCACCUAUUAAAGGCUAAAAUAUUGAUGAAGAAUCGAAAGAUAUUGUUAAUAAAAUUAUUGAUAAUGAAAGUAAAAUUUAAGACUCUUUAGAAGUUAUUUAUGAAAAUAUGUCUGAUAAGUUUUUCAAAGGAAUGAGAAGAAUUUUACCAGUAACAAAUUAGAAAAUGAAUUGGGAUUAGACUGUUCAUAAACUCAUAUCAAAUUUAAAAAAUUAAUGA